Cercospora beticola is the source of this 2751-nucleotide messenger RNA. RefSeq names its product NADPH oxidase family protein. NCBI's taxonomy places the organism in Eukaryota, Fungi, Ascomycota, Dothideomycetes, Mycosphaerellales, Mycosphaerellaceae. Gene Ontology annotation, cellular component: plasma membrane. Gene Ontology annotation, molecular function: ferric-chelate reductase activity. Gene Ontology annotation, biological process: copper ion import; intracellular iron ion homeostasis; iron ion transport. The record is from RefSeq and is a predicted model, not a curated record.
CUUGGUAUGACUUUUGCUCCAUCUCUGCCUAAGCCUAGCAUGGUUAUUUGUCGCAUCUUGUUGCACGAACUGAGAUCUGAUCGCUGAACAAUGGUGUCGCCGACACUUGCGCUCUGAACACCAAGGCAUCUUUGCACCACAGGUCGCUGGAUAAUGGCCGCCCUGGCUGAAUUGCUCGCAAGACGAGCCGGCCUGGUCAUCGAACUUUCGCGCGAUGCGGGCAUACUUGACCGGUCCACCAUCGAGAAAAGAGUCUCUAUACCAUGUUGCAACAGCAGCAGUCCAGCCGGCCUUGUCGAAGCUCAUGCUCUCGAUCCCUGGGAGAAGUCUGGCAAGUAUGCCUUGGGGUGGGUGUAUUUCAGCAUCAUCCUCCUGGUUGUGACUGCUGCAGUACGCUGGUAUCACUUCUGGCAUGACAAGAUUCGCGUUGCCUCGCACAAGGAGUCACUGGAAGAGUUCGCAAAGACGGCCUCUCCCGCAACCGACUAUGCGCUGUCCGCGUUAAGCACCGACAGGUCGACACGAAAGUUCUUCCCGAGAGAAGAGAAUCCGAUGCCGAUGGCAUCGCAGCCGGACGCUGAGCACUCCAUGUCAUGGAUUAUCCGCAACAUUCUGGCACUCUUCCGCUAUGUCUUUUAUCGUUCCAUCCCGAACGUGCGUAUACACAAGCGCAUCAGACCAAUCGUCUUCCCUCCGCUCGGAGUCUGUUUUCUCAUUUUCGCCGCAACGGCAUUCACUCUCCUAUACUCGUUCUUGCCACGCCCGCUUUACUUCACAUCGAUACAAUAUGGAUCACCGCCACUUGCAAUACGAUCAGGCAUGCUCGCAGUGGCACUCAUGCCAUGGAUUGUUGGACUGAGCAUGAAAGCGAAUUUUAUCGCACUUUUGACUGGAAUUGGGCAUGAGAGACUGAACGUGCUACAUCGAUGGCUCGCAUAUGUCUUUCUUGUUUUGAGCAUUGUUCACACAGUGCCUUUCUACGUCACUCCGGUAUGGGACGGUGGUAUGCAAGAGUUCCACCGAUUGCUCAAAGCUCAACAAUCUGGCGUCUACAUUUAUGGAACAGGAAUCGCCGCCCUGGUCCCGACUGUCUUUCUCUGUGUACAUUCUCUUGGGCCGAUUCGACGCAAAUUCUACGAAAUCUUCGUCGUGAUUCAUGUCCCGGUCUCGAUCAUCCUCUUGGGCAUGCUUUUCUGGCAUUGCCACAACUACCUUACAUCAUGGCACUAUUUGUGGGCGACCGCAGCAAUCUGGGUCGCCUCGUACCUUACUCGGCUUCUGUAUCUCAAUUGGACAAAUCCCUGGCGAAUGUCCUGGAUCGUUGGAGAAGAGGCUGCAGUGACUGUGCUGGAGGCUGAUGCUGUUAAGGUCACUGUACCGACUCAGGUCCGAUGGAAGCCAGGCCAGUAUGUGUACCUCCGCAUGCCCGGUGUCUCAUUCUUUGAAAACCAUCCCUUCACGAUUGCUUCCAUGUGCAGCGACGACUACCCAUCGGAGUACGGGGAGGAGUAUCGAGACAUGGUGCUCGUCUUCCGGCCAUUCGGCGGUUUCACCAAAAAGGUUCUGGAUAGCGCGCUCGACCACGGGCCGUGGUGGACGUAUCGAGCGUUCAUCGAUGGGCCUUAUGGUGGUAUGCGUCGCAGUAUGGACUCGUUCGAUCACGUCGUUUUGAUUGCCGGCGGAACCGGAAUCACAGCGAUAGUCUCACAUCUGCUCGACCUCAUUAGGCGCAUGCGCGACGGCAAGACUGUGACUAAGGAUAUUCACCUAAUCUGGGCCAUGAAACGUCCAGAGACCAUGGAGUGGUUCAAAGAAGAGCUUCGCAUAUGUCGUGAAUUUGCGCCACCUGAUUCGGUGAGCUGCCAAUUCUACAUCACUGCGGCAAAACGUCAAAAGAAUACAGGAACUCUGGUGAGCGCCCAAACUCCGGGACGACCAGUGAGCAUGGUGUUCCAUGACAAGGUCAACGAUGUCUUUCAGAGUAUUGCCAGCAACAGAUUCUCAAUGGCUUCGAACAGGCAUUCAGCAUUGAUUGAGGCCGAAGCUAAUGGCAAUCCGGAGCGGGAGAAAGAGCUCCGGGAUGAGAACACGGAUCGUCUGCAACCACUUCCGCAGGCACAUCUCAAACCGAUGCGAACUCCCUCACAAAGGCACCUGGCUCCUCCUUUACCGAAUAGCUUGCCUCCGACGCAGGACACACCACACAUGCCUCCGCAUCCAACGCUUCACGAGAAGCGCAGAUCCAAACAAUUGUCCGUCGACAUCACAUCAGCCCAGAAUGCUCAAGCAGUGCAAAUGCAACAAGUGGCAGAGAACAAAGACCAGGGCUUCGAGUUUAGCUUUCCGUCAACGCCGACUGAGUUCCAGAAGAACUUGAUGCGUUUCGCCUUUAUGCCUCGCGUAGCUAACAAGUCGAGGAAGGGAGGCUGGAGUGUCGAAUGGGGGCGUCCGGAAAUACCUUACAUGCUCAAAGAGCUGAGCGACGAAUGGACGGGGAAGAAGGCGUGUGUCUUCGUCUGUGGCCCACCGAGCAUGCGGACAGAUGUCAGCACAGUGGUGGCAGGACUACAAUCGAAGGUGAUGGGGAAUAAAGGUCUCCAUGAGAUCUACCUCCACGCCGAGAACUAUGCGCUAUAACGAUGUGUACAGUACGACUUGAGAUACCCAGGCUGCGGAUUUUUGUAUAUAUGUAUUUCUACCUGCAUAUUGAAGCGAUUUAACGACGAUGUCCUUCACUUGAUGUCUGCCACC